CAGGGCUAUCACCAAAUAUCACAUGGAGAGAAACUCAAGGACGUUGCUCAUGAAUGUUGGUCAAGGAAUUCACACCAGCUGGUUGCUAUUGGAGUUAAUUGUUUGAAUCCAAAAUAUGUCACUUCUCUUUUGUCUGAUGUGAACGAGGAAGGGCGACCGCACAUUCCACUUAUAGUGUACCCAAACAGUGGGGAAGUUUACAGCCCCAAAACAGGGUGGACUGACCCUGACAAUGUGCCAUCUGUGGAUUCUUAUGUUGAAGAAUGGCUGUCAUUAGGAGUUGAAUAUGUGGGGGGAUGCUGCCGCACUAAUGCAAAGGACAUAUCACGAAUGAGAGCUCAUGUAGACCGAUGGCUGAAAGAAGGCACUUUUACUGGUCCGAUGGGUAUUAUUUCAACGAACAGUAGUUGUAAUACAAACAGUGUUGGCUGUCAUUGAUGAUGUAGAGUAGUGUAAAAUAUUUUACUCUUCUUCAGAAUUUGAAAAAAAACUUUUGCUAAGUGAGUUCAAAGUAUUUCAAAAUGAUGAUGAAGUUAAUGUCACGAGACCAUAAGAAUCAUAACUGAAGAGGAAACCAAUGUGCCAUUAAAUACACUGCAAAAUGAAAAUUUAAAAAUACAUAUAUAUAUAUAUAGAGUGCCAGAAGAGGUUCUGUAUCGCCAGAAACUGCAUUUAAAGUUAAAAAAAUCAUGCUUGAAUUAAUUACAAGAGGUAAACUAUCUUGUUCAUUUGUCUUUCAGACAUUAAGAGGAAAGUUCCAAUUUAGGUGGAUAUCGAAUGAAGUGGGUUUGUUAUACCGAUUCAAUCAAUUUAUUAUGUAGCAGAACUAAAAGAUAAAAGGUUGAUAAAAAAUAUGACUGAAAAUAUCAAUAAGACAAGACAACCUGUUAUUUUGUUUUUCAAUAAAUAGGUUUUUCAAAGUACACAA
Molecule: messenger RNA, 928 nt
Organism: Frankliniella occidentalis (western flower thrips)
Lineage: Eukaryota; Metazoa; Arthropoda; Insecta; Thysanoptera; Thripidae
Exons: 2
Biological process (GO): S-methylmethionine cycle
Molecular function (GO): S-adenosylmethionine-homocysteine S-methyltransferase activity
Source: RefSeq, a predicted model, not a curated record